This is a messenger RNA of Lasiosphaeria miniovina, 1149 nucleotides long. RefSeq lists its product as uncharacterized. NCBI's taxonomy places the organism in Eukaryota, Fungi, Ascomycota, Sordariomycetes, Sordariales, Lasiosphaeriaceae. The record is from RefSeq and is a predicted model, not a curated record. The transcript is spliced from 2 exons. Bases 1 to 1149 code for a protein of 382 amino acids.
AUGCACGAUCGGAUGCCGGAUGAUACCUACCGGAGACAAGUCCUUGCUGAGCUGCGAGAGAAAUCUAGCCAGCAUACGUCAUCGCAAGACUCCCACGGCAAGGGAACCGACGAACUUAUCUACAAGUUGCUAGAGAAGGCCGAGCAGCCGAACGCAGACAGUAGCAAGGGCAUAGUUGAGGCGCUGUUUUGCACCGGCGAUGAAGCGGCAAGCCUGGCUGAGUCCGGGUCUCCUCACGACGCCCCGAUAAUUACGGAAGGCCAACAGCAAUUCAGAUGGAGCAAGGGCGACAGACCCAUUGCUCAACUUUUCCGGCGAAUGGGCUUCCUUGACAAGUCGGUGUCCGUACAGAUACCGUCUCGCAGUUCCACUGCACAGUCAUAUGAAGUCCGGAAACUCAGUGAAGUCCGGAAGCGGUUCCUUGCCCAAGACGACACCAACGACCCGUGGAACAUUCUCGAUAUGCAGAACCCUGUGCCGCAGCCCAUACCGAGCCCCUUAACGGGCGAGAACUGUCAGCUUCUCCCUCAAGUCCGCAAUGCGGUGCUGAUGGAGGAUAGCGCCGAAAUGGUAGUAGCAUCAACGCAGGAGUGGAACGAGUGGAAAAACGUUCUCGACUGGGUCCUGUUGUCGGAAGGGGGCCACAACACGGCGCCGCACAUGGACAGUCACGGCUUUGCUACGUGGAUCACUGCCCAAGAAGGGUCGAUCGGGUUCGGCUGGAUGUCUUGUCCGACGGAGGAGGAGCGAAAUUCGUGGACGGCUGACCCCCACCACUUUACAGGUGGCCGCUGGAGAUAUAUUGUCCUCAAGCCCGGCCAGUCUGUCUUCUUCAUGCCGGGGACGAUUCACUGUGUGUUCCGGGUGCGCCAGCAUCAAACGCUGGCGCUUGGUGGCCACGUCCUUCAGUGGUCAGACAUCAGGCGCUGGAUGCAAGUCGUGCUUGCUCAGAUAAAGAACUCGGCCAUUACCAACGAAGACAUGAGGCGGAGCGCGCCGAAAUACGUCCUCGCUGUGGCGAAGCUCGUCAAAGCUAGAGUGGAGGAAGGCGAGGUGGAGCAGCUCGGUGGUGAAGCUGCGGUUACGCAGUUCUUCGCAUCUGUGAAGGAAUUCGAAGAGAGACCAAGGCGCCGCCUGCCUGGUUGGUAG